CUCCCGACCUGCAUCCAUCCCCGACGACCCUCCUUCACCGUCGCCGAAAACUCUACCCUAAAACCCGGGACUGACCAAGCUGAACCGGAGCAGGCACCCACCCCUCUUGCCGACUCCUCGCUUCCAUUGCAUCCAUCUCGGGGCGCACCUCAUCGACGUCGGCCCAUCCGCCUCCUUUACGCCCUUCUUCCCGUCCACUCCCCAGGCCCUCGGGUGCCUCCUCACCCGUCAUGGCGACCCAGCAAAGUCCGCCUUUCAAGGUGGACCGCUACGUGGUCAUUCACGUCGCGACCACAUGCGACGAGCACGGCGUUUAUGUGACCAAGGAUUCCGCCGAGGUCAUUGAGCUCGGUUGGAUUCUUUUGGAUGCCAACAACCUCGAGGAAAUCCACAGAGAGAGCGUUCUCGUCAAGCCGGUCAACACUCCCAUUACUCCUCUUUGCACGAGCUUGACGACCCUCACGUGGGAACAUGUCCGUAACGCCGGCACCUUCAGAGAUGCCAUCAACCGCUUCGAUGCUUUUGCCUCCGAACACUUGACUGGCCCCAACCUCGACUUCGUUUUCGUCACCCUAGAGGCUUGGGAUUUGCGCGUCCAGCUCCCUAGGGAAGCCCGUGACAAGGCCGUUGUCCUUCCCCCCUAUCUGCAGCACUCACGCACUUUCGACCUGCGCACCGAAUACCAAAGAUGGCAGCAGCAUCACCCCGAGUCGCUGCCUUUCGGCCCCUCAUCGCUUGCUAACAUCUGCGCGGCCCUCGAGGUGGAGGCUGUUCAGAGCAGCGCUCCCAUCAAGCACAACCUGCCGUUCCACCUGCAGGCUCUUGCUCCCGCGUCUCCUCGCCGUGCCAUGGAGGAAGCUGUCACUCUUGCCCGUGUCCUGCGUAGCUUGAUUCGCAAGUCCCAGCCCGCUCAUGAGCAUCCUGAUGUGCUUACUCGGCCUAUGGAUGCCCGUGCUGACGUUCGUGCUUUUUUGUCGGAGCGCAGCAAGGUGUUGCACAUGUCCGGCUUGCCGCACGACACUACCCAGUCCGAGCUGGAGAGCUGGUUCACCCAGUACGGUGGUAGGCCCAUUGCGUUCUGGACUCUGCGGACUCCCGAGCAGCACAAGCCUACCGGAACCGGCUUCGCCGUCUUUUCUUCUCACGAAGAGGCCGCCGAAAGUCUUUGCAUGAAUGGAAGGGCUUUGAACGAGAAGGCUAUUGAGGUGUCGCCCUCCUCUAGCAGGGUCCUUGAUCGCGCUUCCGAGAUCCUUACGCCCUUCCCUCCCAGCAAGAACCGCCCCCGACCUGGUGAUUGGACGUGCCCCUCUUGCGGUUUCUCCAAUUUCCAGCGCCGUACCGCCUGCUUCCGCUGCUCCUUCCCGGCUGUCAGUGCUGGUCCCACUGGCGAGAUGGGCUAUGGCUACGGCUACGGUCCCCCGGCUAUGAUGCCCGCUCCUCCCCACAUGGGCCACCACGGCCAUGGCGGUGGACACGGCCGUAUGGGCGGCUCUGGUGUCGUUCCUUUCCGUGCCGGUGACUGGAAAUGCGGUAACGAGGUCUGCGGAUAUCACAAUUUCGCCAAGAACGUGUGCUGUCUUCGUUGUGGAGCGAGCCGUGCUGGCGCCGCUGUCGUCGCCGAUUCAGGCUAUCCAUCCCCCUUGGACGCUCAAACCUCUUACGGCAUGAAUCAAGGAUCCAUGGGCGGCAAUUCUGCGCCUGGCCCCUUUGCUUCCGCCAGUGGCUUCAACUCUGCGGGUGGAUAUGGCCAGCAUUUCGGUGGCCCGCCCAGUACUUAUGCUCUUCCCUCUGGCCUCGGUGGCGGUGCUGCUCCUUACCCAUCCUUGAACACCCAUUUCGGCCCCGCUCCUGGCUCGCACUCGGCCGGUCCUUUCGAUAGCCGUGCCGCCGAGGCCGCUUUCCAGUCCGCCAGCAACGGACCCGCCUCUGCCGGCCCUGGAAACAAUUUCUACUCUCAAACUGAGAGCGAUCCUUUUGCUUUCCUCUCCAGCGGCAUCGGUAGCCUUUCUGUCAGCAACCAGGAUGCUCGUCAGAACGGCGGUGCUGCUCCUGCCAGCAAGUCACCCGCGUAAAGGAACAACAUCACAACUCUUCCCAGUGCCAAGCCGUACGACGGAUUGCUCACAUGGCAUCGAGCUUUCGAUUGUUUCUUCAGUUGUGAAUUUCACCGCGAACAAUUUUGGGAACGAGAAUAGAGAUCAAUUUGGAAUCUUGGCGAUAACUAUGGGCUUAUACUGUUUCUUCACGGGGUGCAUGGGGCAAGCGGAGCACGGGUGCAGGCAAGGCUUUUGGGAGAACUACUGCGGCGGUUUUUACUUGGGCGUGGGAAGCGGGACGGAAGCGGCGCCUGGCAGGCAAAAAUUUGCGAAUCGGAUGGGUAUGAUAAAAAGAAACGCAACAUGCCAUUUUUACAAAAUCCCUCAGGGCGGAGUUUAUCUCGAACGACGCAUGGUAACUGGCUGGCUGGCUUAUGGCAAAAAAAAGGGGGCGGGAACGGCUGGAUUCAUUGCUAGGAGCUACGGUUAAGGCCAACGGUCUCUCAGCGGCUCUCGGUUUUUGCAACGCCGGUUCGCUAGAGCGAGACAUAUCAUGGACUAGCGGAGCUGGGUUAACGGAGCAGGGGAAAAGAACUAAAUCGUAAUUUUGGCCUUAUGUUUCUUUGGGGGGGGCGGUUGGGGGUGCUGGUGGCUAUGGGUGCUGUUGCCUUUUCCGCGACUUUCAUUUUCAUAUCUAUUGGAGGAGUGUCAACGUACUAUUUUUCUCUGCCAAUUUGGUGCUUUCAAGUUUGUUCGAAAUCUUUUCCUCCCAUCACUUUUCACAUCUAGUCAAAUCAAUACAAGAACAAACAAAA
This is a messenger RNA of Neurospora tetrasperma FGSC 2508, 2851 nucleotides long. RefSeq lists its product as uncharacterized. Gene Ontology annotation, molecular function: 3'-5'-RNA exonuclease activity; RNA binding. NCBI's taxonomy places the organism in Eukaryota, Fungi, Ascomycota, Sordariomycetes, Sordariales, Sordariaceae. The transcript has 4 exons. The coding region runs from base 231 to 2072 and encodes 613 amino acids. The record is from RefSeq and is a predicted model, not a curated record.